This is a messenger RNA of Zychaea mexicana, 681 nucleotides long. RefSeq lists its product as uncharacterized. Lineage: Eukaryota; Fungi; Mucoromycota; Mucoromycetes; Mucorales; Lichtheimiaceae. The transcript has 8 exons. Bases 1 to 681 code for a protein of 226 amino acids. The record is from RefSeq and is a predicted model, not a curated record.
AUGAAAGGGCAAAAGAAGAAUACGGAUGUCCUGCGUGUCCUCCACAAUGCUGGUCUAUUGUUUCCGCAGCAGCAGCAGAGCUGUUACCUCUUCUUCCAUUCUCCAUCGAACCAAAGUGUCGUAUCGUUUGUUGGAGGUUCCAGAAAGUACCAAACCACUGAUGCAGUUGAAUUCAAUACGCUGGCGUGUUUAUUGGAAGGAAAAAACCCAAAACGAAUGCAAACGGAAGGAUCAGCGACAUUCUCUUCGAAGCAGCAAGGGCAACAACAACUAGCAGCUCAAGAAACAACGGGUACACCUAUGGUGAACAAUACUACUGCAGGCAUUUCUUCCAGCGAGUCACCAUCAACGUCACAAGAAACUCACCCUACUGCUAUCGAUACCUCAGGAACUCAACCAGAAAGUGUGCUCAAGAGAAUCAUCAUUGGAAAUGCCAGAAAACCUGCCCUUGGACCACCCUUCCCUCUGCGUCACCACUACACUGCCCUUUUACCAUCAAUGAGAGCAAGUGAACAAUUGCAGGUGUAUAAGACAGUAUCUCCUCUUUGCGACAAGAUAUCCUACUGGCAUAAUGCCAGUAUAAUCUAUGCUCCUCGGGAGCGGGGGACAAUGAUGAAGUUCCUGGGCUUACAAUUUGGCCAAUCAGAAGGUUGUAUAACACUUCAAAAUACUGGUGCAUGA